Molecule: messenger RNA, 5455 nt
Organism: Dermatophagoides pteronyssinus (European house dust mite)
Lineage: Eukaryota; Metazoa; Arthropoda; Arachnida; Sarcoptiformes; Pyroglyphidae
Biological process (GO): regulation of transcription by RNA polymerase II
Cellular component (GO): nucleus
Molecular function (GO): nucleosome binding; histone binding
Source: RefSeq, a predicted model, not a curated record
AUUGAAAUUUUUUUCUCUUUUGGAUUCGGAAAUUGAAUUAAUUGAAUCGAUUGAAAAAUGUUAUUCUAAAAUUAUCGAUUUCAAUUUUUUUUCUUCAUUUGAUUCCGGUCCAAUGAAUCAUGGACAUUGACCAUCAACAACAUUUAAAUAGUAAUCAUUUUCCUAAUCAAUUAAAUUCAUCAUCAUCAUCAUCAUCAUCUUCAUUAUCAUCUGGAAGUGCCGUACAACAAAACAUAACAAAUCAUAAUCAAAUUAAUGAUAAUAAUAGUAACAAAAAAGACGAACAAUCAUUAACAACAACAAAACAACAUCAACAAUCAUCAUCAUCAAAUCAACGGAAUUCAAAACAAUCAUCGACAGCAACGGAAAAAGAAAUGGUUGGCGGUUGUGUUGUUUGUGGCCAAGAUGAAGGAUAUUUAGAUAAUGUAAUUAUCUAUUGUGAUGGUGAUGGCUGUGAAAUUGGUGUACAUGAAGCAUGUUAUGGUAUAACAACAAUACCAAAAGGUGAAUGGUAUUGUACACCAUGUUCAGUAAAUAAACGACCGGAAAAAUGUGAAUUAUGUCCAGCCAAAUAUGGUGCAUUUAAACCAACUGCAAAUGGACGUUGGUGUCAUGUUGUUUGUGCAUUAUAUAUACCGGAAGUUGAAUUUGAAAAUAUUAAUACAAUGGAACCGAUUGUUUUGGAUCGUAUUGAUCCACGUCGUGUUGGUUGUGUUUGUAUUCUAUGUGAAAUGAGCGGUAAAGAUAAGGAUACAUCACGUAGUGGUUGUUGUAUGUCAUGUCAUUAUCCAAAUUGUCCGAAUAAAUUUCAUGUUACCUGUGCUCAAUAUCAAGGAUAUUUAUGUGAAGAAGCAUCAGCAACAAGAUUAAAAUAUAAAGCCUAUUGUCCACAACAUAUUGAAAAGUUACGAAAUCCACGACGUACAAAAAUCAAAAUCUUACCGGCAUAUCGUCCGGAAGAUCCAAAUCGUAAACAAUCAAAUUGUUUUCUUUUACUUAAUGAUGAUAAUGAUGAUGGUCUAAUAUCAUCGAAUAGACCGACAUUAAAUUUACCAUCACCAACACCAAUAUCAUCACCAUCAGUGAUAUCAACACAGCAACAACGAACUAGCCUAAAUUCAUCAUCCGGUUCAUCGGAUGGAAAAAAUUCUUUGAAAAUUUCGAAAGAAAUAGCCAAUAAUAAUCGAUCGCAACAACAAAGAAAAAAUUCUGCCUGUUCAUCCAAUAAUAAUAAUAAUAAUAAGCCAUCAUCAAAAACAUCGACAAUGAUCUCAUCGACAAGCCAAUCAAUGAAAAAACCUUCAUUCAAUUCCACUUAUUCAACGACCAAUGUAAAUUUUACUAAUAAUACUUCCGAUUUAUCGAAACAAUCAUCAUCGUUUACAAAAUCAAUAUUAACAUCACCUGUAUGUCCAAAUGAAUCAUUACAAAUACCAAGAAAACGUACAUUAUCAGCAUCAUCAUCAUCGUCAUCUGCUUCAUCUUCUUCAUCUGGAUCAUCAUCUAGUGGUUCUUCAAGUUCCGGUUCAUCAAAUGAUUCAUCCGAUGAUGAUGAUAAUGAAUCAUCACCAGUAGUAAAUGCUGUAAACAUUUCGAAUAAAAAACGAUCAACAUCAUCAUCAGGAGCAACGAACAUACCUGACCGUUCGGCGACGAUCGCAUUGCAAUCAACAUCAGCUAUUAUCCCAACUAGUGGAAAUAAACGUAAACAACCACAAUCAUCAUCUUCAUCGAAAAGACGAUCUCCAUUAUCAACGACAUCAGAAGAUGAUGAUAAUUCUGAUGGUACUGAUGAUAGUAGUUCUGAUGAUGGUGAUUCUGAUUCCGAUUCCGAUGAUUCAAGUAGUUCAUCUUCAUCGACUACAGCCACUAAUACACCACCAAAAAAACAGCCAAUAUCUAAUUCGACUAUUAUUCCAUCUUCAGCAGCUAACGGUAAUAUGACAACAUCGUUAUCAACUACGGCAAUUAUGCCAUCACAAUCAGCAGCCAAUAAUAUUGCUGCUGUUCCCCAAACUGUUUCGAUCAAUCGUCAUAAACCAAAUGCAUCAAUUUUACAAUCAUCAAAAUUAGUAUUAUCCGAUGAAGGAUCAUCAUCAUCAGCAUCCGGAUCAUCUUCAUCUGGUUCAUCAUCCGAUUCUGAUCGAUCACAUUCAUCAAGUGAAGAUAAUGAUAAUAAAUUAAUGAAACGAAAGAAAAAAUCAUCGAAAAAAAUUGUUAAAAAUUCUUCAAAAAUAGUGACAACAAAUAAAAAAAUGAAAGUAGAUUCAACCAAACAAUCUGCCAAUAAAUCAAAUACAGGAAAAAUUCGAAUCAAUAAUAAAUCCGAAUCAAAACAGCCAAUUAGCCAACAAUUACAGCCAUUAAAGAAUGAAUUAUCUACAACGACGACUUCAUCGACAAAUCGUACAAUAACAAAAGCACCUGGUGUUAUUAGUCAAACCAUUUCGAUUGUUGAAAAAAGUGGUUCGAUGAAUACGGCAACGACAAUUCCCAAUUCUACAGUUAAUUUGACAAAACGUUCACAAUCAUCUAAAUUAAUACUCAGCGAUACCGGUGAUAGCGAUGAUGAUAACCGUAUCAAUACCGAUGAUGAUCAUGAUGAAGAUUUUCGAGUUAGAAAAUCAAAAAAAUCUGGUCGUUCUAAUACAACAACAACAAGCAUGAAACGUCGUAAUAGUUCAAAUGUUAAUAAUUCCAAUUCAAACAUAACGCCAAUUUCAAAUAAUACUUCCGUUUUGACAAAUGUUGACAAAAUUUCACAAAAAUCAUCAUCAAUCACAUCGAAUCGUUCAUCGAAACAGAAAAACAAUAUCGAUACUGUUGUGAGUGUUAAAAAUUCCCAAACACGUAGCCAUAGCCAAAAAAGUAAGAUUAAUCAUCAUCCGUCAACAUUGACAAAACAACAAUCAGCCAAAUCGAAAUCAAAUGAAAAAUCGACAAUGUUAACCGCAAAUAGAAAAUCUGUCAGAUCUCAAUCACAAAACACUAAUCAAUCGAUUGUCAAAUUGAAAUCUCCUACUGCUACAAUAAAAUCACCAAUAUCUAAUCAUCAAAAGAAAACGUUAACGACUCCCACCAUGAUUGGUGAUGAUAUACAGGCUAAAAUUGUGGCCAAAACGAUGCAUAACAUAACAUCACCAUCAUCACAAGUGACCAUUCCAAUUGUUGAAUGUUGUCAUCAUCAACCGUUGCCAAAUGUUUGUAUACCUCAUCAUCCACUUCAUACACAAUUAACAUCACCAAAUCUUCAUGCAAAUAUUAAUGGCAGUAAUUAUUGUACGGCUUUAUCGAUAAAUACUGGAGUGGAUAGUAACGCAGUAGAUCAUUCAUUAGAUCUAGUCGCCAAUAAUAAAACAAUUUUACAUCAUUCCAAUGAUAAUAAAUUAUUAACAACAUGUACAUCAUCAUCUAUGGCUAAUCUACCAACACCAACUAUUCCUCAAUCAUCAAAAUCGAUAGCCAUUGCAAGAUCACAAAUUCCAUUUAGCCCCACUAUGAUUCCAUGUUAUGGACCAAAUAUUCAACCAACAGUUUUACAACAUUCACCAUCCAUUGAUUUACCACCAACACCGAAGACAUUGGAAGAAUUAUUAGAAUUUCAAUGGAUACAUUCAUCACAUUUUUUGAUGACACAAGAAGAAAAUAAAGAACCGUCCAUUAUGUUACAAAAACUUCAUGGUCUUAUGACCGAAAAGAAUAAAUUGCAAAAAGAAAUGAAAUCAUUACAACGUAAAGUAGAUUACUAUGAUUCAACAUUAAAAUUGGUUAAAGAUAUGGUACUAAUGUCAGCUCAAAAUAAUGAUGAUAAUAAAGAUGGUGGUGGUAGUAAUAAUGGUGAUGAUGAUGAUUCAAACCAAUUUGAUCCGGCUAUGAUGAUGAUGAUGAUGAGAUCAUUAAUGAUGUCUAAACGAUCAACAACAUCAUCAUCAACGGGAGCAGUUAAUGGUGGUGAAAAUACGGCUAUCGUUGAUAAUAACAAUAAUAGCAACAACAACAACAGUAAUGAUAAUUUAAUAAAAACAACCCCAACAUUAUCAUCUUCGCCACAGAUUAAUAACACUGCCAAUACAAUCAUAAAAUCUGGUUCAUCAACACCUGUAUCACAACAGAAUUGUUCGGUAUCAACUCCAACAGCAUCAACAAUUUCUACACCUACUAAUACAUCAUUGAAUAAUAUUUUGGCUGCUACAACAACAACUACCGGCUCAACUAGACAAUUGAGAACCAAUAAUAAUAACAACAACAAUAAUAUGGAAACUAAUUGUUUGGAUAAUAAUGUUCGUCAAACUAGACGAAGUUCAAACAAUUCUCUGCAACAACAACAACAACAGGCAAUGACAUUGGGUCCAUCAUCAAAUCCAACAACAAUGACCACGUUAUCUGAAUCACCAACAUCAGGAUCAAAGCAGCUAUUAAACAAUUCUUCAUUAACUAACUCGACAUCAUUAUUAACGAACACAAAUUCAUCAUCAUCAUCAACCAUUCCGGAUAGUUAUGCUCAUUAUCUAAGUAAACAUCUAAAUAAUCUAUCAUCAUCGAAUAUAACUCCUAAUAAUCUACCACCUACUACUGGUUUCUCAUCAUCAUCAUCAUCUUCGUCGUCUUCUUCGUCAUCAUCCGGAUAUUCAAGUUCAUUAUCGAAUAAUAAUGGAACGAUUGGCCCCUCUUCAUUGCCACCACCUCCUCUUCCUCCUCCACUACCAUCAUCACAAUUUCUUUCGGUCUCACAAUCGGCUAAUUUUGAUUCAAAACUUAUUGGUCAUCAUAAUAAUUUACAUGGUAAUUUAAUCGAUCCAAAAAAUCAUUCAUCACACCUUCAUCAACAACAACAACCAUUGUCACAUAAUCUUCAUCAUCAACAUCAUCAUCCGCAAACAACACCAUUCAUUAAUCAACAAUCAUUUUUGGCUACAGCAAAUGGUGUUCAAUCAUAUAAUACUAAUCAAUCAACAACGCCAUCAUCUACAAAUACAAAUAAUAAUAGUAGCAAUAAUAAUAAUAAUUAUCGAUCUUCAACACGACCAUUACGAUCAUCAUCAAAUAUUUCGGCCAUACAGAAUGGACAAAUGAAUGUACAUCAGCCAUACAAUAAUAAUAAUAAUAAUCAUUCACUUCAUCAUAAUCAUCAUUCAAUACAUCAUACCGCACAACAACAACAACAGCAAUUUCAUCAAUUUCAACAACAUUAUUAUAAUAAAAAUUAGGGUCAUAUGGUUCAAUUCUUCUUUAUAUGGUCAUUUCUUUUUUAUUUAUUUAUUCCGUUGAAUUCUUUUGUUUUUAUUAUUAUUUUUCAAAACUUCUUUUCCUUUUUUUCACUCAAUUUUGAUUUGAUCAUGAUUUUUAUCUAGCCUUAAUUCAUUUAUCGAUUAUAUGGGAUGUAUGAAUUCUGUAAUUAUAAUUUUUUUUCCACACAGACAAUAUUUAUAUUUACGACAUACAACAACCGACCAUG